GAAACGGUCACAGCACUCACAGAGAAACCUCUGCAACGAACGAAGACACCGAAGUUCCGGUCUUCUUUCUCCUUCAAGAACCAGGCGAAAUGAUCACUCGCCGCCGCGCCAGCCACAUUCCGACGACCUUCGCCGACGAAGGCGAGCUCUUCUCCUCCCACAAGAGGGCGAAGGUGUCGACGCAGGAAUUCGGACAGAUGAUGGAGCACCUCGACGAGAUUCUUUUCGCCGUCGACGGCCUCCGCGUAGGCCAGCCACCGCGCGUCACGAGGGCCAGCUUGCUCUCUCUCUUGUCCAUUUGCGCCUCCCCGCACCGCCGCCAACUUCUGCGGACUCAACGGAUGACAAAGACAAUAACUAAUGCUAUUUUGGGCCUCAGUCUUAAUGAUUCUCCCAGCAAUCUUGCUGCUGCAACUCUUUUCUACAUUUUGACUAUUGAGGGUCAAGAUGAUCACCUCCUUGAAUCACCUCACUCUAUUCAAUUUCUAAUCAAGUUGUUGAGACCAAUUGUUUCCAUGGUUAGUGAAGACAAAGCACCGAAAUUCAGAUCUCCACUUCUGACAUUGCAGAAGAAUGCUGGCAGAUUACAAAAUACAGUGGAAAGAUUGGACGCCAGUUCUCUUGCAAUUUUUUCUAGAGUUCAAGAAAUUCUAGUAAAUUGUGAAGAUCUAAAAUUUACUCAUCUAAGUGACGGUGGGCUAGAGAGGCCAGAGUUAUGCCCAAAAUGGCUAGCAUUGCUGAUUAUCGAGAAGGCUUGUUUAUCUGCCGUUUCUCUUGAUGAAACCUCUGGUGCUGUGCAGAAGACUAGUGAAAAUUUUAAGGAAAAACUAAGAAAGCUUGGAGGGCUUGAUGCUGUCUUUGAAACCAUCUUGAAUUGUCUGUCAGAUUUGGAGUUCUCGAUGGAAGAUAGUUCUCUGUCCACUGAAGAUAUGAGAAAUGACAAACAGCUGAAAAGCCUCACCCUGCUUCUCAAAUGCCUGAAGAUCAUGGAAAAUGCUACCUUCCGAAGUAAAGACAAUCAGACUCAUUUGCUUGGACUGAAAAGAAAGUUGAGUUUUCGGACAACCCCAUUUUCUUUUGUUGAGCUGGUUAUAACUCUUGUCAAGAUUCUCUCAGAUCUAUUUUUACGUCAGAAUUCUUCUACAACAUCCAAUAAAUGCCAGCGACGGGAUCCUUUUUCUAUGAGAAGUCAUGAUUCUGAUUUGGAUUUGCUCACAGACCAUAAGGAGAAUGGAACUGUAUUCAGUAAUUCCACUGGAAUGUACUGUGAUAUGGAGAGAGACUCUUCUAUGAAGAGUUUUAAACUUCCACGGAAGAGUUGGCUUUCAAAAUGUUCUCAGUUGAAAGGAUCACUAUCCACUGCUGAAACUCCCAGCAAUUCAAGGACUUUCAGUACUGAAUCUUGUUAUGCUGUUGCAUCGACUAGUGGUUCAGAUAGUAAAACAUCUGUGGUCGACGUUGAUGUUUUAGCCAAUAGCCGAGAUCCAUUUGCAUUUGAUGAGGAUGACACUGCACUCUCUAAGUGGGACCUGCUGUCAGGGAAUAAAAAAACAUCUCAUUCUAAAAGAUAUGAGAUGACAAACAGAGAUUUUGAAGAUGGAUGUCAAUCUCAGACAAAUGGGAGUCAACGAGUGUUGAAUAACAAAUGUUCCAGCUCUUACAUCAGUCAUGAAGCAGGUUCCAGCCUUCUCACUGAUUGCCUUCUUACUGCAGUUAAGGUGCUGAUGAAUUUGACUAAUGAAAACCCUGCUGGCUGCCAGCAAAUUGCUGCCUAUGGAGGACUGGAAACUAUGCCUUUGAUAAUUGCUGGUCAUUUCCCUUCUUUCAGCUCAUUACCGUUGUCCUUUGUUCAGAUAAAAGGAAAUACUUCCAAAAUUCCAAAAGACCACCAACGUGAUAGGCAUCUCACUGAUCAUGAGUUAGAUUUUCUUGUUGCUAUUCUGGGGCUGCUUGUAAACCUGGUAGAGAAGGAAGGUCAUAACAGAUUACGGCUUGCAGCAGCCACUGUUCUGCUACCUACCUCAAAACGCUUGGGCCAGGCACAGAGGAGUGUUAUUCAAUUGCUGUGCUCUAUUUUCUUGGCUAACCAAAGUGGAGGUGAUGGAGUUGAGGAAGAUAAAUGUAUAACUCUGGAUGAUGAGGCAGCUGUUCUACGAGGUGAAAAAGAAGCUGAGAAAAUGAUCGUGGAAGCUUAUUCAGCUCUGCUUCUAGCCUUUCUUUCCACAGAAAGCAAAAGCGUCCGCAAAGCAAUUUCUGACAAUCUUCCACAUCACAACUUGUCUACUCUUGUGCCUGUGUUGGACAGAUUUGUGGACUUUCAUUUUGCCAUGAACAUGAUUUCUUCAGAGACUUAUGAAGCUGUUUGUGAAGUCAUUGAAUCAUGUAGAGUUACAUGAAAGCUCAGCAAAUGUAAAACUCUGUACAGCCACAGAUUGCUUUAGAUGACUGAGGAAAUGAGGCUGCAACUCACUUCAUUAUACUGACCAUUCUUUUCUGCAUUGUUUCCAUUUUUCAUUCUGGAUAAAUAAUUCCUCCUUAUUUUUACUUCACCAACUUGGUGAUGCUUUAGAUCUUGUAUACAAAACUUCGAUCCUGGUAAUUUUUUAGUAUAGUUUCUGUAAUCAAUAGUAGCAUUCUUGUGUAUUCAUUUUCUUGUAUCAGAAGCUUAGUUAGAAGUUCUACAUUCUCUGUUUCC
Molecule: messenger RNA, 2695 nt
Organism: Lotus japonicus
Lineage: Eukaryota; Viridiplantae; Streptophyta; Magnoliopsida; Fabales; Fabaceae
Product: wings apart-like protein 2
Exons: 13
Coding region: 90-2396 (768 amino acids)
Biological process (GO): regulation of chromosome condensation
Source: RefSeq, a predicted model, not a curated record